UAGUCUCGUGUUCAAAUCUCUCUUUACUUACUCUCUCUAACUCUCUCCAUCUCUCCUUCCCCUAUUUUGCUCUCUCUCUCCCCUCAUCUCUCUUUUUUUCUCCUUCUCCUGUAUUCUCUCUCCUCUUUGUUCGCCUGUUGAGAUUAUUCACUCAUAACUCAGAGGACCCAACAUCCUAGCUGAGUCCAGACUGGAGCCAUGGCUCCAGAAAAGGAAAGCAAUGGUCUCGAAAACUACGCAUUUGCUAUUGAUGGGCGUUUCUGUGAUCUGGAGAAGGAUGGAGAGGGCUCCGACCUCUCUGAGGAGGAUGACAAGAACAAACUGGCUUACUGUGUCACAGACAUCCCACCCUGGUACCUUUGCAUCAUUCUGGGCAUCCAGCAUUGCCUGACAGCGUUUGGAGGGAUCAUCGCCAUCCCUCUGAUCCUGUCUCAGGGUCUGUGUCUGCAGCAUGACAGCCUGACCCAGGGUCACCUCAUCAGCACCAUCUUCUUUGUGUCAGGCGUGUGCACCCUGCUGCAGGUCACCUUUGGAAUCAGACUGCCCAUUCUACAGGGUGGUACUUUCACCUUGCUGGCUCCCUCCAUGGCCAUGUUGUCGAUGCCAGAGUGGACAUGCCCUGCCUGGACCCAGAAUGCUUCCCUGGUCAACGCAACCUCUCCUGAGUAUGUAGAGGUGUGGCAGAGCCGCAUGCGAGCGCUACAGGGCUCUAUCAUGGUGGGCUCCUUGUUCCAGGUCCUGGUGGGUUUCUCUGGCCUCAUCGGUCUCUUCAUGCGUUUCAUUGGCCCCCUCACCAUCGCACCCACCAUCUCUCUGAUUGGCCUGUCCCUAUACGACUCAGCUGGAAUGAAUGCAGGGAACCACUGGGGCAUCUCAACUAUGACGACUGCUCUGAUCAUCCUGUUCUCCCAGUACCUCCGACACAUCCCUGUACCAUUCCCCACAUACAGCAAGACCAAGAAACUCCACACCUCCAAGAUCUACAUCUUCCAGAUUCUACCAGUGCUCCUUGGCAUCACACUGUCAUGGCUGAUCUGCUACAUCUUCACCAUCUCUGACGUCCUGCCCUCACAGCCAGAGCAAUAUGGCUACCUGGCUCGCACAGACCUGAAGGGGGAUGUCAUAGUCCAAGCCCCCUGGUUCAGAUUCCCAUACCCAGGUCAGUGGGGCUUACCAACAGUGAGCCUGGCGGGAGUGGUAGGGAUCUUGGCUGGGGUGAUAUCCUCCAUGAUAGAGUCGGUGGGGGACUACCACGCCUGUGCCAGGCUGUCAGGGGCCCCUCCUCCCCCAAAGCAUGCCAUCAACAGGGGCAUUGGCAUCGAGGGGCUUGGCUGUCUGCUGGCUGGGGCCUGGGGCACAGGCAACGGAACCACCUCCUACAGUGAGAAUGUGGGAGCAUUGGGGAUCACCAAGGUGGGCAGUCGAAUGGUGAUCAUUGCUGGUGGCGUCUUGCUGAUCAUUAUGGGACUGUUUGGUAAAAUUGGAGCCAUUUUCACCACCAUCCCCACACCUGUGGUUGGAGGAAUGUUCUUGGUCAUGUUUGGGGUCAUAUCUGCAGCUGGAGUUUCAAAUCUGCAGUAUGCAGACAUGAACUCCUCCCGGAACAUCUUUAUCUUUGGGUUUUCCAUGUUUUCCGGACUGGUCAUUCCAAACUGGAUAUUCAAGAACCCAGAUGCCAUAGCAACAGGUGUGGUCGAGCUGGACCAACUGCUGCAGGUGCUUCUGACAACCAGCAUGUUUGUUGGAGGCUUCUUUGGGUUCUUCUUUGACAACACCAUUCCUGGAACCAAGCGAGAGCGAGGCAUCCUAGCCUGGAACAAGAUCCACCUGGACGACUCCAGCAACACCUUGGAGAGUAGCGAGGUGUACAACCUUCCAUUUGGAAUCAGCUCUUGCCUCUCCUCCUACACAUGGGUUCGAUAUGUGCCGUUCCUCCCUCUGAAUGCACCCAGCUCACAGGACAAGCCAGGGGUGGACUCUUUGGAGACCAACAAGCAACCUGGGAAGCCAGAGCCCUCACAUAUCAUCAGAUCAGUGGCCCUAUGAACACUGAGCAAGCCCAGAUUCUGGCUAAAACAACAACAACAAUAACAAAGGCAGCUCUCGUGACUUGGACCACCUGUCCUGCUCUUAAGACACUGUAAAAGAACGCAAUCCAUACUUAUUUAGUCAGACAUUUUCUACUCACUUCUUGGCCAGAAUCAGAUUAGCAGUAACCCUCGUUAGCCAACAAACGCAUAGCUUUUCAUUGUUUUUGUUUAGGCAGUGUCGGAGGUGUAACUGCAUUAGAGCUGAAAUAAUCCACAAACGGCUCCUGGCAUUACCUAUCGCACACAUUGCCAUUGGAUGCCAUUGGAUGCACCCAGUAGCAUUAGUAGAAAUCCCAUGCAGCCACAUUACAAGUUCAAACACUGGAAUGUGGGAUGUAAUGUACAUCUUAAUUAGGUUGAUAUAAAUCCCUAUUAUCCCUAUUAUGUUGACUUCCGGCGCCGACAGAGAUGGCCGCCUCGCUUCGCGUUCCUAGGAAACUAUGCAGUAUU
Molecule: messenger RNA, 2540 nt
Organism: Salvelinus sp. IW2-2015
Lineage: Eukaryota; Metazoa; Chordata; Actinopteri; Salmoniformes; Salmonidae
Product: solute carrier family 23 member 1-like
Biological process (GO): transmembrane transport
Cellular component (GO): membrane
Molecular function (GO): transmembrane transporter activity
Source: RefSeq, a predicted model, not a curated record